Papaver somniferum (opium poppy) is the source of this 3645-nucleotide messenger RNA. RefSeq lists its product as uncharacterized. Lineage: Eukaryota; Viridiplantae; Streptophyta; Magnoliopsida; Ranunculales; Papaveraceae. The coding region runs from base 1 to 3645 and encodes 1214 amino acids. The transcript is spliced from 6 exons. The record is from RefSeq and is a predicted model, not a curated record.
AUGCUGAUCCGAGCACUAAGAGUAGAAUAUGGCUAUUUUGCUGCGAUAAUUGUUGAUAUAGAUUUUUCAAAACCUUUUCCUAAGCUUGUCAUUGAUGAUGAAGAUUUUUCGGAGGGUUUUCAUCUUGAUUAUGAUUUUUUGAAUAAGCCAGAAUUUUGUGAUCAUUGUAAAUCAGUUGGUCACACUUUAUCCCAAUGCAGAUCGGCUAGAUAUAAAGAUUUGGAGAAGUUACAUGAUGCUGAGGAGGAUGCAUUGAAAUGUGCGGCCCUUAAGGCUGAAAUGGAUGAACUGAAGGAUUAUUGGAAGAAGGAAAAAUAUGUUAAGCCAAAAGAUAAGCCUCCACCACUGGCAUACACUGGAGGAGGAGGAGAACAACCAUUGGAUCCCAAGGAUAACAAUGACGGGUUAUGUAUUGGAGGAGUUAGACAUACUGGGCGUCGUACUCUGAUUCCCAGUCCAUCUUCGAGUAUUGCUGGAGAUGGCAAUAUUGCAGACAUUCCGCAUGCCUUUCCUGAAUCCGCUAGCACUAAUCUCACAGCUGAUUCAGUGCCUUUGCGUGAACUUGUUGAUGAUGCUGCUACAAUCUCUUUGGACCUUGAAAAGGAAGAAGAAGAACUUUACAAAGUUUAUGAUGAACAAAAAAAGAUAGCUGAUGAUAUGUCUAAAGCUGCAGAUCUUGCAAAAAUAGAACAAGAUGCUCUCUUGGCUAAAUUGCAAAAUACUAGACAAUUGCUUAUGGCAAAGAAGAGGCAAGAGGAAGAGAAGCGUGCUCAAGAAGAAGAUGAUAGUGAAGAUGAAGAAGAAAGCAUUGAAGCCGAUGCAUUGCCUAUUAAGGAAAAGCCGCCAGAUUCUUUGCAAUCUGCUAGUACUAGUAACGUAGAGACUGAAGCUGAAAAAUUGGAAUGGAGUGCCGCUAAAGAUGAGGAAGAUAAACUUAAAAGAGAGUUAGCUGAGAAGAAGAAGUUGGAUAAUUUGGCUAAGAAGGGCGCUGUUAAAAUCGCGCCAAAAAAGAAAAGCAAACCUGGUGCCAAGUCGGUUGAGGAUGAUGGCCAAGUUGUUAGAAGAGGUAGAAGUCAGACGCACAAAGAGGAUGAUAAGGGUUCAGCAAGCCCUUCAAGGAUCAUGCCGCAUGUUUUCUGCAAUGUACGUUUUGUUAGGUCGCUUAAAUUGGUUGAUUUUUGUGAAGAUGUUAUUACAAAUGAGGCUGAUGGAGAAAAAGGUAAUAUUUGGAUUUUAUGGAGGAAUACUCUAUUGAGGCCUGAUAUUUUAUCUACUUCAAAGCAAGCAAUUACUGUGAAUUUUGUGGGGGAUUUCAUUGCGACUGUUCAUGCUUCUUAUAAUCCGGUGGUAAGAAAGAGACUUUGGCGUAAAUUGGGUUUAGGUUUUAUAUCUAUUCCUUGGUUGGUGUUGGGAGAUUUUAAUUGCGUUUUACGCUUGGAGGAAAAGAAGGGUGCAAGGCCGAUCAAAGAGGUCUAUAUGAAUGAGUUUCGUAGCUGGAUUUUUGACAAUGAUUUGGUUGAGGCUGAUGCUAUUGGUAAAAAAUAUACUUGGUCUAAUUGUAGAAGUGGAGCUCAAAGAAUUAUCUUUAAACAUGAUAGAGCGGUUGUUAAUGAUGCUUGGUGCUAUAAGUAUGCGAACUGGAGAUGCAAGGCCUUGCCUAGGUUGGUUGAGGAGAACUGGAAUUUGGAUCUUAAUGGUGCUCCCCCUUUUAUUUUUACUUUUAAGCUGAAGAGAUUAAAGGAGGUGUUGAAUAUUUGGAACAAAACUACUUUUGGAGAUGUGCAAUUUCGCUUGAAGCAGGCUGAAUUGAAACUUGAAACUGAGAAUGAUCUUCUUGAUUAUGAUCCGGCUGAUGAGUUUCAAUUCCUAAAGGUUGCGGAUGCCAAAAAGGAUGUUGAUGAUGUGAGAAUGGAGUUGGAAAUUAUGCUUAAUAUGAAGUCGAGAGUAACUUGUUUGGAGGAUGGUGACCAAAAUACUUGUUUCUUUCAUAAUAGCAUCUGCAUGAGGAGAAGUCAAAAUACCAUCUCAGAGCUUAAGGUUUCUAACGAUACUACUUUGUUUUUGCAGGAUGAGAUAAAGGAUUUCAUUGUUAAUCAUUAUCAGGCCAAGUUCAAUGGUGGAGAUGUUCAUAUUGAUCCAGUUUUAUUUGAUAUUGAACACGGGAGCAUUUCAGUUGCUGAGAGUGUUUAUAUGGAUGCUAUUCCAUCUUUGGAGGAAGUUAGAGUGGCGGUUUUUGACUUGGGAGCUGAUUCUGCGCCUGCCCCAGAUGGCUUCACAUGCUCUUUCUAUAGACAGUGCCGGGACAUUAGUUCUAGAAAUCUCUUUAAUGCAAUUGCAAACUGUUGGCCUAUGCGUAAAAUUCCCAAUGGCAUUAACUCUAGUUUUAUUAUUAUGGCUACCAGGCUUGGUACUGUGCUAAAUAAGUUGAUCUCUAAAGAGCAAGUGGCGUUUAUGAAGGGUAGAAACAUACAUGAGAAUAUAGCUUUGGCGUCUGAAUUGAUCAAUGAGAUCAAUCCAGAAAGGAAGCAUGGAAAUGUUGGCCUCAAACUGGAUAUUGCUCAAGCUUUUGAUACGGUAAGUUGGGAUUUCAUAGCUGAAGUUUUUCGUCAAUAUGGCUUUUCUGAUUCUUGGUGCAUGUGGGUUCUUAAUAUCCUUAGCUCAGCUCGGAUUUCUGUCAUGAUUAAUGGCUGCCCUGAAGGUUAUUUCAGUAUUACUAGAGGUCUGCGUCAAGGUGAUCCUCUCUCACCUUUGAUCUUUGUUCUUAUUGAAGAUGUUUUAAGUCGCAAUCUUUCCAAGUUGUUUGCCAAUCAUAGUAUGAAUGUUAUGGUUAAUAAAAAAGGUGAGGCGCCUACACACUUGCUUUUUGCGGAUGAUAUCCUUAUAUUCUGCAGAGGUAAUCUUCAUAGUUUGCAAAAUUUGAAGAAUAUGUUUGUUUUCUAUGAACGUGCAUCUGGCCAGUGCGUAAACUAUGCAAAGAGCAAGUUUUAUUUUGGAGGUGAUAGAAUUUCUCGUGCUAUUGCUAUUUCUAACUAUUUUGGUAUGGAGAGAGCUAUGUUUCCGGCUAAAUACUUAGGUAUUCAAUUGAAGCCUGGUAUUGUUCGGCAUAUUCAUGUUCGCCAAGUGGUUGAGAAGAUUAUGGACAAGCUGACUGGCUGGAAAGUUGAGAGGGCCAUUAGAAAUUUUCUUUGGUCCGGUGAUGCUGAGAAACAUAAAUAUUUUACGGUUCUAUAUGAUGAUCUAUGUCUCUCAAAGCGUGAAGGUGGUCUUGGCAUUAAGAAGUUAAAUAAUGUUAAUAGGGCUAUGCUAAUGAAGCUUUGGAUUUCUAUUCGGGAUUCAAACAAGAUUUGGGCCAGAUUUUUGAGGGCCAAAUACUUUAAGAUCAAUGGAAAUCUGAUAAAUUAUAAGUUGGGUUCUUCGGUUUUUCCUGGAAUUCGCUUGGUUUACAAUUUUGUGCAUAAGCAUACACGCUCAAUUAUAGGUAAUGGUGUUAAUACUUCCCUAUUUUUUGAUAAUUGGUGUGGUGAUUUUUCUAUUGCGCAAAGACUUGGCAUCACUUCCAAAGUCCCUAAUGAUUUUAAGGCUAAAGUAAGUGAUAUCAUUUUUGAUGGUGUUUGGGUUAUUCCUGAAAAACAAGAGAUUGGAUGA